GGGCCCACCUACAUCCCCAAACCUGUGAGCUGGGCCGAUGAGACCGAUGACCUGGAGGGGGACGUGUCCACGGCAUGGCACAGCAACGAAGACGACGUGUACCGGGCCCCCCCCAUCGACCGCUCCAUCCUGCCCACCGCCCCCCGCGCCGCGCGGGAGCCCAACAUCGACAGGAGCCGCCUGCCCAAGUGCCCCCCGUACACGGCCUUCCUGGGCAACCUGCCGUACGACGUGACCGAGGAGUCCAUCAAGGACUUCUUCCGAGGCCUCAACAUCAGCGCUGUGCGCCUGCCCCGGGAGCCGACCAACCCCGAGAGGUUGAAAGGGUUUGGCUACGCCGAGUUUGAAGACAUCGACUCCUUGUUCCAGGCACUGAGCCUCAACGAAGAGUCCCUAGGGAACAGAAGGAUACGCGUGGACGUCGCUGAUCAGGCUCAGGAUAAAGAUCGCGACGACCGCUGCUUUGGCAGGGACCGUGACCGCUUCCGCGACUCGGAGAGGUUUGAGAGCGACUGGAGGGCCCGGCCCGCCACCACCGACAGCUUCGAUGACUACCCGCCACGCCGGGGCGACGACAGCUUUGGCGACAGGUAUCGGGAUCGCUACGAUGAUCGAUAUCGUGAUGGCCCGCGCAGGGACAUGGACCGCGGCUUCGGGGGCCGGGACCGCUAUGAUGACCGCAGCAGGGAUUACGACCGAGGCUACGACUCGCGGAUAGGCAGCGGCAGGAGAGCCUUCGGCAGCGGCUACCGCCGGGACGAUGACUACCGGGGCGGCAGCGACCGCUACGACGACCGCUACGACCGCCGCGAUGACCGCAUGGACAGGUGGAGUACGCGGGACGAUUACGGCCGCGACGACUUCCGCCGCGAUGACCGAGGUCCCACCCAGCGGCCGAAGCUGAACCUGAAGCCGCGCAGUGCACCCAAGGAGGAGGAGGCAGCGGUGGCCCCCGCACCGCAGUCCAGCCGGGCGGCCUCCAUCUUUGGGGGGGCCAAGCCGGUGGACACGGCCGCCCGCGAGCGCGAGGUGGAGGAGCGGCUGCAGAAGGAGCAGGAGAAGCUGCAGCGGCAGCUGGAGGAUGACAAGCGGAUAGACAGGCGGCCCCGGGAGAGGCACCCCAGCUGGCGCAGCGAGGAGAACCAGAACCAGGAGCGGUCGCGGACGGGGAGCGAGUCCUCGCAGAGCGGCCCCCCUGGCCCCGCCGCAGGCACCGGCCCUACGGGCAGGACCACGCGGCGGAGGGAGAGUGAGAAGUCCCUGGAGAACGAGCCACUCACCAGGGAGGACGAGGCACCCUCGCCCCCCGCCCGGCCCCAGGAGGAGAAGCAGCCCCUCAAGGCCAUGCCCGCGCCUCCCCCCAAGGAGAACGCCUGGGUGAAGCGCAGCGCCAACCCUCCCGCACGCCCCCCCGGCUCGGAUUCGGAGCAGCACUCCCCCCCUAGCAGCCAAACGGCGCCUGGCCUGCCCCUGGAGGAUGGUGUGGCCCCGAGGAGCACCCCUAGGAAAGGAGACGAGAGCAAGGCGGACGGCGCCCGGGAGACUGGCCCCAAGGCACGAAGCGGCAGCUCUGGCCGCGGCCCAGGAGAUGCUGAGCGGAAGGAGAGCAGGAAGGAUCAUGAUGUGAGACCUGCGCCUGAGCCAAAGAAACUCGACGAGAGUCCAGCCUCCCAGUUCAGCCACGCCAGCAAGUACGCGGCGCUGUCGGUGGACGGUGAGGAUGACGGCGAGGAUGAGGAGAGCGCCGAAUGAGGGCCUCGCGCUGCCCCCCGUGCCCCCCGGGGAGCCAAAGCAAACCUGUCCCUGCAGGCCCAAAUAAAUCCUGAAAGUCAGCACCUCCGGAGACCCUUCUUAAACUUCUUACCGCAGGAA
Molecule: messenger RNA, 1872 nt
Organism: Oxyura jamaicensis (ruddy duck)
Lineage: Eukaryota; Metazoa; Chordata; Aves; Anseriformes; Anatidae
Gene: EIF4B
Product: eukaryotic translation initiation factor 4B
Exons: 14
Molecular function (GO): RNA binding
Source: RefSeq, a predicted model, not a curated record